Molecule: messenger RNA, 246 nt
Organism: Loa loa (African eye worm)
Lineage: Eukaryota; Metazoa; Nematoda; Chromadorea; Rhabditida; Onchocercidae
Exons: 2
Coding region: 1-246 (81 amino acids)
Biological process (GO): calcium import into the mitochondrion; mitochondrial calcium ion homeostasis
Cellular component (GO): uniplex complex
Source: RefSeq, a predicted model, not a curated record
AUGAAUAAAUUAGGUCCGUUAUUGAUUACAUUACGUGCUAGAUUUAUCGGUCGAUCGUCACCACCAUCCAUUCCUGUUAGUUUCGAAUGUUCAAAAGUCGACUCAAUACCUUAUACUCUACCAUUUGGUAUACUUAAGUUACUUGCUGUUACAACUUCAUCAAUCGGACUUGGUGCAUUUUUAGCAAAAGAAGCGGCACAAUUCUUAAAGAGUAAUAAACUGUAUGUUCCAAAGGAAGAUGAUUAA